Messenger RNA from Abrus precatorius (Indian licorice), 999 nucleotides. RefSeq lists its product as uncharacterized. The record is from RefSeq and is a predicted model, not a curated record. Lineage: Eukaryota; Viridiplantae; Streptophyta; Magnoliopsida; Fabales; Fabaceae. Bases 1 to 999 code for a protein of 332 amino acids. The transcript is spliced from 4 exons.
AUGGAUCAUUAUACAGAUAGCUAUCCUACAUUGCAAGAGUCUAACACUUUGGAAGAAAAUGCUGAAAAAGCAAUUCCUCUCCCAUUUCCUCAACGAGCCAUCCAGCCCAACAAGAAAUUCGAAGAGACCGACAAGGAAAUUAUGGAAACCUUUAAGAAGGUGGAAGUUAAUAUACCUUUGUUAGAUGCAAUCAAGCAAAUGCCUAGAUACGCCAAAUUCUUGAAAGAUUUGUGUACCAAUAGAAGACGUUUAAAAGGUAAUGAAAGGGUAAAUAUGGGUAGAAAUGUUUUUGCAUUAUUUGAGAAACAGAGGACAACAAUGCCUGAAAAGUGUAAAGAUCUAGGAACAUUUACUAUUCCAUGCACUAUUGGUAAUAACAUAAUUGAUAAUGCUAUGUUAGAUUUAGAAGCAUCUAUUAACGUUAUGCUUUUGUCCAUUUUUACCUCUUUGUCUCUUGGCCCUUUGCAGUCCACAAGUGUAAUUAUUCAGUUGACCAAUAGGAACACAACACAUCCAGCUGGACUUGUUGAGGAUGUGUUAGUGUGGACUGCAAGAACGAAGAUCGAUGUGCACACUGGAACACUCAUAAUGGAGUUUGGAGACAGUGUUGUCUGCUUCAACAUAAUGGAGUUUGGAGACAGGUUAGAAUGUGAUGCCAUGAGUACAACAAGUACAGUUGAAUCUAACCUUUAUGAUUUAAAUGUUGUGGAGAUUUUAACAAAUGGAAGUGUUAAAUCACUUCCCUCUAUGAAACAACUUCCCACAUUGGAGUUGAAGCCCCUACCUGAGCAUUUGAAAUAUGCUUAUUUGGAAGCAAAAGAGAGGCUCGCGAUUGUUAUUUCAACCAAGCUUGAUGGCAAUCAAGAGAAGAAGUUGUUAAAAGUGAUCAAAAGGCAUAAGAGAGCUAUAGGAUGGACACUUACUGAAAUUCCUCGUAUUAGCCCCUCCAUGUACAUGCAUAGAAUUUUAUUGGAAGAAGGAGCUAAACCAGUGAGGUAA